AUGUGUUGCAACUACAGCAACUCUUGUGGCUAUGGCUGUGGCUAUGGCCCCUAUUAUGGCUAUAGUUAUGGACCUGGCUAUCGCUAUGGCUAUGGUUGUGGCUAUGGCUACGGCUGUGGCUAUCGCCCCUAUUAUGGCUGUAGUUGUGGACCUAGCUAUGGCUGUGGCUGUGGUAUGGGCUAUGGCUGUGGAUAUGGCUCCCGGUAUGGCUGUGGAUAUGGCUGUGGAUAUGGUUCCUACUGUGGCUAUGGCUCUGGCUGCUAUGGUUACCGUCCAUUUUGCUAUACAAGAUGUUAUUCUUCUUGCUGCUAG
Lynx canadensis (Canada lynx) is the source of this 312-nucleotide messenger RNA. Its product is annotated as keratin-associated protein 6-2-like. Lineage: Eukaryota; Metazoa; Chordata; Mammalia; Carnivora; Felidae. The coding region runs from base 1 to 312 and encodes 103 amino acids. The transcript has a single exon. The record is from RefSeq and is a predicted model, not a curated record.